AUGGCUGCCACCAUUCUAAACCUCACAACAAUAUUCAGGGAAGGAGAGCAACUACUCUUCCUUAGGCGUCAUUUUAAAAUUGAGGGAACUGAGAGCCUUCCUCCCUGGUUACCAUAUGAGCAACUGGCCAAUGGAUGGAUGGACCCACUCCUGGUCCAGUCAGUGCCCCGGGCACAGCCUAGCACUCUUUCUCCACCAGAGGCCAUGGGCAAGGCAGUGUCAGCCAAAUGGGGAGACCAUGAUAUCGUCUUACUUCAAAACUGCCUUCCUGAAAACAAAAGUACAGACACCCAGACGUUCCUUCAUGUUACACCACCCCCAACAGAACUUAAACCCUUUUACCCACUAGGAACUAAGAAGUCAAGCAAUAAUGUGCAGAAAGAACUCCGGUCACAUGUGGCCAAAGAGCAGUUUCCCAGUGGACUGUCCCCGAGCUCCCUGGACUAUGAUCUCCAUGUCAUCCAGGAGGGGUCACUUGCCCUUCCAAAAGUCAACUCCCUGGUGCCUUACUCAGGACUGGAAACGCGCGGGGGAGCCUCAGCCGGCGGCCGGGGACGCACAGCGCGGCGCGUUCCAUCGCCACGCCGCCGCGCAGGCCCUCCAUCUUCCUGCCCAGCCUCCUGGCCCCGCUCGGCCCUGCCUUGGGGGUCGGCUUCUCUCUGGGGCUCCUGCCCUUCCCCACCUCGGGCCUCCGCGGCUCCCCUGCCCGGUCCCCCUCCCCCGCCACACGCUGACACGCGCGGGCGAACACACACACACUCACACACUGACACGCCAGCGAGCUGCUGGCCGCUCAAUGGACCGAUUUCCCUGCUUCCCUUGAUCCCAGCCCAGCCCGGGAUGAGAAAUUGCAAAAUGGCCCGGGUCGCCAGUGUGCUGGGACUGGUCAUGCUCAGCGUCGCCCUGCUGAUUUUAUCGCUCAUCAGCUACGUGUCCCUGAAAAAGGAGAACAUCUUCACCACUCCCAAGUACGCCAACCCGGGGGCGCCCCGAAUGUACAUGUUCCACGCGGGAUUCCGGUCACAAUUUGCGCUGAAGUUUCUAGAUCCGUCAUUUGUGCCCAUUACGAAUUCUCUGACCCACGAACUCCAAGAGAAACCUUCUAAGUGGACAUUUAAUCGGACAGCGUUUUUACAUCAAAGGCAAGAAAUUCUUCAGCAUGUCGAUGUAAUAAAAAAUUUUUCUUUGACCAAGAAUAGUGUUCGGAUCGGACAACUGAUGCACUAUGAUUAUUCCAGCCAUAAAUAUGUUUUCUCUAUUAGCAAUAACUUCCGAUCACUGCUUCCAGAUGUGUCACCCAUUGUGAAUAAGCAUUUUAAUAUUUGUGCUGUGGUUGGAAAUAGUGGGAUCCUGACAGGGAGCCGGUGUGGACAAGAAAUAGAUAAGUCAGAUUUUGUUUUCCGUUGCAAUUUUGCCCCUACGGAGGCUUUCCAAAGAGAUGUUGGAAGGAAAACCAACCUUACCACCUUCAACCCCAGCAUUCUGGAAAAAUAUUACAACAAUCUUUUGACCAUUCAGGACCGUAACAACUUUUUCCUGAGUUUAAAAAAGCUCGAUGGGGCCAUUCUUUGGAUCCCUGCAUUUUUCUUCCACACUUCAGCAACUGUUACCAGGACAUUAGUUGACUUUUUUGUUGAACACAGAGGUCAGUUAAAGGUCCAAUUGGCUUGGCCUGGAAAUAUAAUGCAACAUGUCAACAGGUACUGGAAAAACAAACAUUUGUCACCCAAACGGCUGAGCACAGGUAUUCUCAUGUACACCCUUGCAUCAGCGAUGUGUGAAGAGAUCCACUUGUAUGGAUUUUGGCCUUUUGGAUUUGACCCCAACACAAGGGAAGAUCUUCCAUACCAUUAUUAUGACAAAAAAGGGACCAAAUUUACCACCAAGUGGCAGGAGUCACACCAGCUGCCUGCCGAGUUUCAGCUGCUGUACCGAAUGCAUGGGGAAGGGCUCACCAAGCUGACUCUGUCACACUGUGCCUAA
Messenger RNA from Prionailurus viverrinus (fishing cat), 1983 nucleotides. RefSeq names its product ST8 alpha-N-acetyl-neuraminide alpha-2,8-sialyltransferase 3 (gene ST8SIA3). Gene Ontology annotation, molecular function: alpha-N-acetylneuraminate alpha-2,8-sialyltransferase activity. The record is from RefSeq and is a predicted model, not a curated record. Lineage: Eukaryota; Metazoa; Chordata; Mammalia; Carnivora; Felidae. Gene Ontology annotation, biological process: N-glycan processing; oligosaccharide metabolic process.